ACUCUUCAACGAAUAAAAUCAGAUGAGAAAGGUUUAGUCAGAAAUACCAUUUCGCUGAACGUAGACGUGUUAAAUUUCGCUUCUUACCGAAUCUCGCUUCUAACCAAAUUAUUAGCAUCAAUGGCAGAUGAAGUUCACACCGGAUUGGAUUUAAUCAGGGGUUACUGGCGGAGUUACGGAAAGUCCAAAUUCAACGAGCCGGAAAUAAGAGAAGAAGAUUCUAAAAUUGUUGUUCGAUGCAAACAUGCAAAAUGCGAUAAAGAGUAUAAUGUCCACGGUCUAUUAAAAGUCGCAAUACCAAGCUCACGCGAAAAUUACUUCAAGAAUCUUCAUAGCAAGUGCAAAGAAAGACACCAAGGGAAACAUUUGAUGAAAUCCGACCCCGUUCAGUCAAGUCAUUCUGUUGAAGUCGCUGGCGAAGAGCUGGCGACCCAAAAAGAAGUGAAGUUGGUUAACGGGGUAGUGGAACGCGCAGCUGUUGCCAGGGGAGAGGAAGUCGCCCAACAUCGCUGCCUGCGCUCCUGCGCGGCUCGCGGCUGUACCCUCCGCCCCUAG
This is a messenger RNA of Daphnia pulicaria, 555 nucleotides long. RefSeq lists its product as uncharacterized. The transcript is spliced from 4 exons. Lineage: Eukaryota; Metazoa; Arthropoda; Branchiopoda; Diplostraca; Daphniidae. The record is from RefSeq and is a predicted model, not a curated record. The coding region runs from base 121 to 555 and encodes 144 amino acids.